Molecule: messenger RNA, 1565 nt
Organism: Suncus etruscus (white-toothed pygmy shrew)
Lineage: Eukaryota; Metazoa; Chordata; Mammalia; Eulipotyphla; Soricidae
Gene: LDB2
Product: LIM domain binding 2
Biological process (GO): positive regulation of transcription by RNA polymerase II; negative regulation of transcription by RNA polymerase II; nervous system development
Cellular component (GO): nucleus; transcription regulator complex
Molecular function (GO): LIM domain binding
Source: RefSeq, a predicted model, not a curated record
UCCCUCCUCCGGGCUCUCCCUUUCUCUCUCUGCUAUAGAGGUUCCGACAGCAGUUCUCAGCCAGCGUGCUCUGCUUGCUGCCUGCCUGCCUGCUUGCCUGCCUGCGCGCGCGAGUGCAUGUGUGUGUGCGAGCCUGUGCGUGCGCCUACUUUGUACCGCGAGGAACACAGUCCAUGUGCUCUUCUGCAUGGACGUUCCUGAUACUCUGUUGAGCUCCAUUCUCGACCGGCAGGCAAGAUGUCCAGCACACCGCACGACCCCUUCUAUUCUUCUCCCUUCGGCCCAUUUUAUAGGAGACAUACACCCUACAUGGUACAGCCAGAGUACCGAAUCUAUGAGAUGAACAAGAGACUGCAGUCUCGCACAGAGGAUAGCGACAACCUCUGGUGGGAUGCAUUCGCCACGGAGUUUUUCGAAGAUGACGCCACGUUAACCCUUUCAUUUUGUUUGGAAGAUGGACCAAAGCGAUACACUAUCGGCAGGACACUCAUCCCUCGCUAUUUCAGUACAGUGUUUGAAGGCGGGGUGACCGACCUGUACUACAUCCUCAAACACUCAAAAGAAUCUUACCACAACUCCUCCAUCACAGUGGACUGCGACCAGUGUGCUAUGGUCACCCAGCAUGGAAAGCCUAUGUUUACCAAGGUAUGCACGGAAGGCAGACUGAUCUUGGAGUUCACCUUCGAUGAUCUCAUGAGAAUAAAAACAUGGCACUUUACCAUUAGACAAUACAGGGAGUUAGUCCCAAGAAGCAUCUUAGCCAUGCAUGCACAAGAUCCUCAGGUCCUGGAUCAGCUGUCCAAAAACAUUACCAGGAUGGGGCUGACAAAUUUCACCCUCAACUACCUCAGGUUGUGUGUAAUACUGGAGCCAAUGCAGGAACUGAUGUCCAGACACAAAACCUACAACCUCAGCCCAAGAGAUUGUCUGAAGACCUGCUUAUUUCAGAAGUGGCAGCGGAUGGUGGCCCCGCCAGCAGAACCCACAAGGCAGCCGACAACAAAACGGAGGAAACGGAAAAACUCCACAAGCAGCACAUCCAACAGCAGCGCAGGCAACACCACCAACAGCACCGGCAGCAAGAAGAAGACGUCGGCCGCCAGCCUGAGUCUAUCCAGUCAGGUACCUGAUGUGAUGGUGGUAGGAGAGCCAACUCUGAUGGGAGGUGAGUUUGGGGACGAGGACGAGAGGCUAAUCACUAGAUUAGAAAACACGCAGUAUGAUGCAGCCAACGGCAUGGACGACGAAGAAGACUUCAACAAUUCACCCGCCCUGGGAAACAGCAGCCCAUGGAGCAGUAAACCUCCUGCCACCCAAGAGACCAAAUCAGAAAACCCCCCACCCCAGGCUUCCCAGUAAGAACCCACCACCAAGGAUCCUUGCUCCAAAGGCUCCAUGUUUCCCAUCUUCACGUCCAGGAAAGGAAAGCAGCAAAAUUUAAAGAAACAAAAAACACAAACACAAACAAAAAAAGUUUCCACGCCCAUCUCUAAAUCCAAACCACUGCUAUUUGAGUUCCUUGUUUUUUAGUUUUGGUUUGUUUGUAUAUGUUUGUUUGCUGUUUU